AUGCGGCCACAUUUGGCGCCACUCCCCGGAGCGACUUGUCGUAAUCCUCGUCUCCCUCGGAGGGCACCAUGCGGAGCGCGUAGCUUCGCGGUUGCAGCGCAAACAAAUCCGCUCCGAUACGAAACCCGCCGUCCUCAACUUUUUUCGCAACAGUUCCCGCAAAUACUACACAAGCGAUGCAUUACACAAAAUUAUCUUCAGCGCAUGAAGGAGGGAAGGGAGGAGUGGGCCCGAAAUGCAGAGGAGAUCAAGCAAGGGAAGAGAAAGAACUUCGCGGCCCACCUGGAGGAGCGAGGCCUAAUUCAUGAUGUUGUUGGAGAACGCGAAUUACUACACAAGGUAUUCACUGAGAAGAGAGCUGGUAUCUACGUUGGAAUCGACCCCACGGCGCCCUCGAUGCACGUUGGACAUAUGCUACCUUUCAUGGUGUUGGCCUGGGGAUAUGUCUGGGGAUUGCCGGUGACCUUCCUGCUGGGUGGUGCCACAUCCCGAGUUGGUGACCCAACCGGAAGGUUGAAGGGACGCGAACAAGUCCAUUCCUCGAUUCGCAAAGCAAACAUGGCUAGCAUGCACAUGCAACUGAAGAAGCUGGGCUCGAGUAUCGAGCAGUACAGCCGACGACACGGCUAUGAGAAGAAACCUAUUUGGAAGCGAGCAUUGGUUAACAACAAUACCUGGUGGAACUCGAUGCCAUUUAUUCAAGUUUUGCGGGAUUUGGGAGCAUUCAUGAGACUUGGUCCUAUGCUGGGCCGAGACACUGUUAAGACUCGACUGAACCAGGGAGACGGCAUGUCCUUUGCCGAGUUCUCCUACCCUCUCUUGCAGGCAUGGGAUUGGUGGACGUUAUUCCAGAAAGGUACUCAAGUGCAGGUUGGAGGAUCCGAUCAAUAUGGCAAUAUCUUGUUUGGAAUGGAUGCUGUGAAGGCGAUCAGCCGCAGUACGGCUGAUGAGCAACUACGCAACCCCCUGGAAUCGGAACUCGACCGGCCCAUCGGGUUCACCACCCCCCUCUUGACUGCGCCCUCUGGCGAGAAGUUUGGGAAAUCUGCGGGCAACGCGAUCUGGCUCGACAAGGACAUGACUUCCAGCUUCGAGCUUUACCAGUUUUUUGUUCGCACGGCUGAUGAUACCGUGGAGAAAUACCUGAAGUUGUUCACGUUCAUCCCCCUGCCCGAGAUUGCUACCAUUAUGGAAGAACAAAAUAAGGAUGCUUCGAAGCGGGUGGCUCAGCAUAAAUUGGCCUACGAAUUCGUGGAGCUGGUCCACGGCAAAGAAGAGGCGGAUGCCGUCUCGCUCCAGCACCGCCAGCUGUUUCGGCCCCGAUCUUCAACUGGCGAACCUUCCCCCAUGCCUCGGACAGCAAGUCCUCCUGCAAGCCACGCGCAAUCGUCUACCUCUGGCUUCGUCACCCCUCAGUCUGGAAACCCGUAUGCGUCCCAGACCAACUUCGCGAAUAUGCCUAAUGCCCGGGUUAUCCUUCCAAAAUCCUUGGUUUACAACCAGUCAUUCAACAAGAUUCUUUGGUCGGCUGGUCUGGUAUCUUCUAAGGGUGAGGGCCACCGUGUCAUUAUAAACAACGGUGCGUAUGUGGGUAGCCGUCCUGGAGACAGCGGACCCAUGUCGGACGAUCUUGCCUUUACUCCUAUCCGCCCCUGGCCUUCCGAGAAGACUCAGGAAUACAUUAUUGGCGACAACCUUCUAAUGCUCAAGCUUGGCAAGUGGAAGUUCAAGAUGGUUGAAAUUGUCAGCGACGAGGACUUCCGUGCGAAAGGACUGACAGCUCCGGGAUGGGAGGAGGCCUCGGAGUCGGAUGACUCGACUUGA
Messenger RNA from Penicillium canariense, 1824 nucleotides. Its product is annotated as tyrosine--tRNA ligase MSY1. The transcript has 5 exons. Gene Ontology annotation, biological process: tyrosyl-tRNA aminoacylation. The record is from RefSeq and is a predicted model, not a curated record. Gene Ontology annotation, cellular component: cytosol; mitochondrion. The coding region runs from base 1 to 1824 and encodes 607 amino acids. Lineage: Eukaryota; Fungi; Ascomycota; Eurotiomycetes; Eurotiales; Aspergillaceae. Gene Ontology annotation, molecular function: ATP binding; tyrosine-tRNA ligase activity; RNA binding.